Molecule: messenger RNA, 1947 nt
Organism: Babesia sp. Xinjiang
Lineage: Eukaryota; Apicomplexa; Aconoidasida; Piroplasmida; Babesiidae
Product: putative chaperonin
Exons: 1
Coding region: 1-1947 (648 amino acids)
Biological process (GO): protein refolding
Molecular function (GO): ATP binding; ATP-dependent protein folding chaperone
Source: RefSeq, a predicted model, not a curated record
AUGGUAAUAUUUAGUCUCGUCAAGGCUUGUCUAGUCUCCUCUUUCCUAGCAGCCAGUUGUCUGGCGCUCGGAAGACAGCGUGGUUCAGGCUCUCUUGGCCACACCUUCCGUGACAUAGGACACGCAACCGUUCAUACACCAGCAUCAUCGGCAUUCGUUGCCAGUGGUAGGAGUCAAUUCAACUCAUAUGCCUCCCAGCACACUAGAGAUCACUCUCGCGCCCUGGGAGCCAAACCAAAAGAGAUCAUUUUGGCCGAUGAAUGCCGAAACAAUCUACUUAAAGGUGUUAGCACGGUAGCUGAUACCGUACGUGUGACAUUGGGACCCAGAGGUAGAAAUGUGCUACUGGAAAAGGAAUAUGGCUCACCGAUCAUUGUUAACGAUGGUGUUACUAUUGCACGAAAUAUCGAACUGGAAGACCGAAAGAUGAAUGCAGGAGCCAAGUUGAUACAAGAAAUUGCUACAGCAUCAGAUGACAGAGCUGGUGAUGGUACAACAUCAACAUCCAUUCUAGCAGCUGAAAUUGCGAAAAAAGGGGUAGAAUAUGUUAACCAGGGACAUAACCCUAUACCGAUACAAAAAGGUAUACAAAAAACAUCAAAACUCAUCAUUGAAGAACUCAAGAGCCUAAGCAAACCAGUAGACGGGUACAAGGACCUGCUAAAUAUCGCUACAGUAGCUACAAGUGGAAACACUGUAAUGGGUGAAGUCAUCGCAAAGGCAUUUGACAAACUAGGUGCUAACGCCGCAACAGUAUUGGAGGAAAAUCCAGCACUAGAGGAUGAACUGGAUUUCACCGAAGGAUACACAUUCGAUAGGGGGUUCGCUAACCCAUACUUCUUACUGGGGGAAGAAAAGGAUAGCAUCGAAUGGAGUGUACCUCAAAUACUAGUAUCAGAUGGAAAGAUAGAAAGCGCACAAUCAGUGUUACCAAUUUUGGAACAUGCAGCAAAAAGCAAGACACCGUUAGUUAUUGUUGCGGAGGACUUUGGACCAGAUGCCAUGCAAACAUUCAUUAUUAACAAGAUGAGAGGUAUGCUCAAGGUAGUAGCUGUUAAAGCACCAUCAUUCGGUGAGCGCAGAAAAGAAUACUUACAGGAUAUAGCCGUAGCAACAGGAUCGACUUUCGUAUCACAAGAUGUUGGUAUAGGCUUCAAUGAUCUAACUGUGGAUAUGCUAGGUAUGGCCAAAAGUGUAGUGAUCAAAAAAGACCGUACUUCAAUACUUACACUGCCACAGUUCAAUGAAGCAAUCAAACGGCGCAUUAAAACGUUGUUAAAUGAAAAGGAAAAAUCAACAUCAAGUUUCGACAAACAAAAAUUGGGUGAACGCAUAGCAGCAUUAUCUGGUGGUAUCGCACGUAUACGUAUAGGAGCAGCUACGGAAACAGAACUGAAAGAGAAACGGUUACGUUAUGAAGAUGCCAUUAAUGCCGUUAGGGCAGCCAUGGAAACCGGAUUUGUUCCCGGUGGUGGUGUGGCAUACCUGGCCAUGCAGUCACCCGAGUUCACAGCUAAAGCCGAAAAACACAUCACAGAAACUGUCAAAAAUGAAAUGAGACCAAGUGAUCCGGAACUAGAAGGAGAAAAGGAUGAAGAUGUAGAAAGUGAGAUCGCCUUAGAACAAGCAGGAGCAAAGAUAGUACUUGAUGCAAUGUCAAUUAUCACAAGACAAAUCGCCGAUAACGCCGGUGCUAGUGGAGACAAGGUUGUUGAACGUAUCAAAAAUAGCGGGAAACCAUUCGGAUAUGGAUGGAACGCAAAGACUAACAACUAUGGAGAUAUGAUCAAACAGGGAGUUAUCGAUCCAACCAAGGUGGUAAUGAAUGCCGUUGAAAACGCAUCAUCAGUAGCGGGGCUCAUACUUACCACCGAAGGUAUGAUGGUGGAAAAGGAGACUGAAAAGAAAAAGGCUGAAAAUGGGUCCAUCGAGGACGCAUACGAGUGA